Molecule: messenger RNA, 241 nt
Organism: Periconia digitata
Lineage: Eukaryota; Fungi; Ascomycota; Dothideomycetes; Pleosporales; Periconiaceae
Source: the annotation of a GenBank genome assembly
CCAUUCACUCCCUCUCUCUCUCCCUCUCCAUACAUAUGUACAUACGUACAUGUACCCACUCCCGCCACACCCCUUGAUCCUUUCCUCCCUGCCCGCUGCCCUGCGCAAUGCAUCUAAUGGUACAUGUACAUACAUACAUACAUACAUACACACAUGCUUGCUCACGGCAAAUGUCAGGUACCCAGACCUCGACCAUGCACGGGACGAAACCUCUCCUCUGCUCUCUGAUUCGCCCAUUUAG